CUGCCUGCUUACAAAGAAGAUUCAAACUUGGAUAAAUGGUUUAAAUUACACGUUUAUUUUCCCCUAGUUUACAUUUUUAAAGAUUUUGCAAAACAGUGUUCGCACUUAUUUCACAACUUACAGAAAUGGGAGUACCAGCGUUUUUUCGGUGGCUCAGCCGAAAGUACACUUCUUUGAUUGUCAACUGUGUUGAAGAAAAGGUAAGAAAUCUUAAAAUUAAAACACAACCUGUUUUCGAUAGUAUACAAUGUUCUGGUUCUCCUGAGACUCCUGUACACUCUAUACAAAUAUUAAAAUCAUCGCCUAAAAACAAUUCAGUUGGCAUAUAUCUUAUUAUUUAAUGGAUUAUGUGUCUAAUAUUAAUAUAAAAAAAUAUACCUUCCAUGUCCAUUGCAUGGCUUUUCACGACUUUUCAGGGUAAAUUAUUACACUAGUAAGAGGACCCUCUGCAAAAUGUUUGAGAUAUUUGAAAUGUUUAAAUUUUAUUUUGACUUCCCCCCUUUCCCCCCGUCACAAAUUUGUAAGAUAAAUUAAAAUAAAUAAUAAUUAGAAAUUUUAAAGUCUUUUCACACUAAUGUCACACUUACACUUCCUUACAAAUGUGUGGAACCCUCCUCCAACGCCAACGCGUCACAAUGUUUAUGGAUGGCCCCUUUUUAAUCUUAGAUACUUUUGACUUUGAUGUUAUAGAUAGAGUAUUAAUGCAGCAAAUUAUAUGUAAUGAAUAGUUGUUUGUUUUCAAGACCAAAAAAAACCUGACAACCAUGGUGUUUACAAUGAAAUCAAUAAAAUUUAGGCACAUUAUUAAAAAAUAAAUUAUACUCAUUUAAAACAAUUAACAUCAGCACUUGUUUACUGUUUAGCAGUGUAAUUUUAUUUAUCUCUAAGUUAUUGUUUCAUUUAAUUACAUUUGAGUGUGAAGUUGGUCUCAAUGAUCUUUAAUUACUAUUUGGUCAUUUAAUCACCUGCUGCAUUUUUUCUUAUUAUAACGUAAUAUAUGUUUUCCAAAUUGAUUUUUGAAAUGAUUUUGGGUUUUGUAAAUGUAUAGAUGUAGAUUGAGACUUAACAUGUAUCUAACUGUACUUUGUUCUUACAUUUAGGCAAGAGAAGUUGAUGGAGUUAAAAUUCCUGUUGAUACUAGCAAGCCCAAUCCUAAUGAAGUUGAGUUUGAUAACCUAUAUCUUGACAUGAAUGGAAUCAUUCACCCAUGUUGUCAUCCAGAAGAUCGGUAAGUAUAAAUUAAGCUCUUAACAUCAAUUUAAACAUUUAUUUACUAAAUAGUUUCACAACAGAUAGUGAAGUCCUUAUGAACAUAAUCAGAAACUAAAUUAUAGAUACAGAUGCCUAUCAAAGAUUUUAGACAAGAAUUAAAAUUGUGCCCCAUCAAGCUUUAGAAACAUAUUUUUAUGUAAUUAAUAAUUACCUUAGAGUUUACCAGGACAGCAGAGUAAGCAGAGAUUGCAUGGUCUGUAAGUGGAUUUUUUUCUUAUUCAACACAGAUAAACUAAUAGCUUGUAAGCAUAAAUGAAUUAUUAUUUAUUAAAGUAUGAAAAUUCUUUAUCCUGCUUGCUUAUUUUGCACCCCCUUCAAGAGGCACCUACAGCACAUGCUGUGUCUUUCCACACCCUCAUUAUGCCUCGGACUAGAUAAAAAACAAUUUCAAAAUUAUUUGUUGCUUUCAUUUCAACUGACCCGCACCCAAAAAUGAAGACGAGAUGAUGAUUUUGAUCUUUGAAUUCAUUGACAGAAUUCUUUAUCCUGCUUGCUUGUUUUGCACCCCCUUCAAGUGGCACCUGCAGCACAUGCUGUGUCUUUCCACACCCUCAUUAUGCCUCUGACUAGAUAAAAACAAUUUCAAAAUUAUUUUUUGAUUUCAUUUUCAACAGACCCGCACCCAAAAAUGAAGACGAGAUGAUGAUCUUGAUCUUUGACUUCAUUGACAGAAUUUUCUCAAUUGUACGCCCAAGGCGUGUUCUCUACAUGGCAAUUGACGGAGUGGUAAAUAUGAGAAUAACUGCAUUUUGUUUUUAAUAUACUUAAUAUCUAUAAAAAAAACUGUAGUCCUAAUUACACUUUACUGUUUGACAUUUUGUUUUUUUUUCUUUUCUUUAACCAUUUAAAUUUUAACUCAUUAUAUGUUUCCCUAGGCUCCCCGUGCUAAAAUGAACCAACAGAGAUCACGUCGAUUCCGGGCAUCUAAAGAAACUGGGUUAGUACAAUUUAUAAUUUUCUAUAUUUAUUACAAGUUUGAACGCUUGGCCCCUGUUCUUAAAUACCCAUUCAACUAUUCUGGUCUUAUUUCCCCACACAGAAAUUCUUUGCAUUUUCAUCACAUCUAAACAUAAAAUUUAAUAAAAAAUAUAAUCACAUUUAUGGGUGCACUCAUGAACGGAAUUUGUAAAAAAUCAUGUGGUAAGCUGUGACCAUUAACAGCAUAAUUUCAUUUAUGGUCAGUUGAUCUAAGGUUAGGCAUGUAAUACCAAAAUAUCAUUCAGGAUUUCUAACAGACAGAUAUCAGAAUCUCAAGUUUAAAAGGUUAACUGUCUGCAUUUUAAGGUAGUUUUGAAAAGUCAUGCUUAUCAUGUUGUAGUGUAUUAAUUUAAACUUUUAUUGGAAUCCAAUAUUUUAUUCAAGGAUAAAGCUUCGUAAAUGAAUUUAAUCAUGGAAGAUUAAUUUAUAGCAAAGAGCAUUAGAAGCUAUUUUUUUUAUUUUAUUUAUCUUUAUGUUUAUGAAACUUUGAAAUAUUUUUACAUUACAAAAUUAAAAACACUGUCUUAAUUUUAAAGCUUUUUAAUGUUGGUAUUUUAAAAUAUGUUUUUGCCAUUAUUUUUUUUAAUUUUAAUAGGUAUUUAUUUAAAAUGUGGGAUUCCUCUUGCUGAAUUUAAUCUAAAUGUGGAAAAUAUUCUUUUAGAGAAAAAAUAGAAGAUUUAGCCAGAGUCAGAGAAGAAGUAUUGAGCAAAGGCAUGUACCUACCACCAGAGAAGCCAAAGGAAGAGCACUUUGACAGCAACUGUAUUACACCUGUGAGUUUUUUUUGCCACAGUACUUAGUGUUAGUUCUGUAAAAUUUUCUAUAACAAACAAUAAUAUCCUAUGUUUUAAUAUACCUCUUUGUUUUAUACUUAAAUUUUGUGAAGAUUUCCCGGAAGUUUUUUCUUACUAUCUUUAAUCAAUUUUGUGAGUCAUAUUUUUUAUUGUAUUUCCAUCAAGGUCAAAAUUGUUUGAUGUAUUAUUUGUCUUUUAUGCUGAACCUAAUUUUCAACACUUAUCCCAGAAUCUCAUGCGUUAUUAUAAUAUCUGUUUCAGGGUACCCCUUUCAUGUUCAAGCUAGCUGAAUGUCUCAGGUAUUAUGUUCAUGACCGCAUCAACAACGACCCGGGCUGGGAAAAUAUCAAAGUUAUCCUCUCGGACGCUAAUGUGCCAGGGGAGGGAGAACACAAAAUUAUGGAUUACAUUCGGCGACAAAGAGGUAAGAUACUUGAUAGGUUGUAAAAGAAAACUCACUGGAUAAUAUUUAUUUUUUUUUUUUUUGCUGGCAUCCGUCCGUCACAAUGUGACGAUGGGGUGGGCUUCGGAGGACGAAAUCCACGUGGCCUGGGAUUAUACUUCAAGGAUUAUAAGCUGGUUCCCAACAGCAAAUCGCCUCUCUCCACGCCGCUGGGUAACCCAAGGGAACAUCAUUGGAUGAUACAGCUUGGCACCAGUGACGUCGCAGGAGUUAUUAUAAGUGUUGGGCUAUGUCACAUCAUGAGCACCAUUUGACACAAAGGACAUGAUAUAACUGGAGAGUGCAUUAUAUCAACACAAUUUUCUGCAACUGUAAAGGAAAAUUAAUCCCAUUGAUCAUUAUAACUUAUCAAGCCUUGGAACAAGGCACUGCUGAGUGGAUCUCAGUUGUUUAAAGUCUAUUGUUAAAGCUUGUGUCUUGAUUUAAUUUUACUUAAACUUAGUGAUGUAGCGACCACCACUUGUCUCCCCUCUUUUUUUGUGUUGAUAUCGACAUCACCGAUUAAAGGUUACCCCUGUGACAACCCCAUCCUUUCCUUGAUUGGGAAAAGUUUUUUUUACAUUCUGUUGUUCUAAAGAAUGGUAUUGGGUGAUGUUAUGUCUAGAAUAUCUUUUCUCGAGGGUUCCAACUUUCUCCUUAUAAAUAAGCUGGCAGCUUUCCUAGCAUGAAGAGAAAUUUUUGCCAAUUUUCCUAGACUUUUACAAGACCUAAUUUUCUUCUGUGUGUGUAUUUUAAUAUUUGUAUCUUUUGAGGGUUUUACCUUUCAAAAGCUGUGCUGUAUGUAAGUUAAUACGAUUUUUUUUUCCAUUUCAGUUUUAUAGUCUUAUAUACAUUAAAUAAUACAAAUAAAUUGAAUAUUUUCAGUAUCAUUAGCUUUGGUAACGUUUUUUUUUUUUGUUUACCGGUCUUCAGUCCUUUGUUUGGUAUUGUUCAACAAACAACCCAAAUCUUAAAACUGAUUUAUUUGGCAAAACCAUAUAACAGUACAUAACAAUAUAAAUUAUUUAUUUUUCUCCAGCACAACCUGAUCACGAUCCAAACACACAUCAUUGUCUCUGUGGUGCAGAUGGUAAAUAUUUUUUUUCAUAA
Molecule: messenger RNA, 4596 nt
Organism: Lymnaea stagnalis (great pond snail)
Lineage: Eukaryota; Metazoa; Mollusca; Gastropoda; Lymnaeidae
Source: the annotation of a GenBank genome assembly